UCCAGAGACGAAAGAUGAAUACCAGCAAAUUCUGCCUAGUGUUGCUCCUUGGAGUGGUGCUUCUCAGCACUGCCUCACUGGCUGACCACCAUGAGUCUCCCAAACAUGAGCACAAACCUCCUAAGGGAGAAAAGCCACCCCCAAAACACAAGCCACCAACCUCACUCAAUAAGGAAGAGAAGCCAUUGCCAGAACACAAACCACCAACCCCAGGUAAGGGAGAGAAGCCACCACCACAUGAUCAUCACCCUGGACGCCUUCUAUUGGAGUCUACUUCCAUCGAUGGCAAACCUCCUCCAAAGGGAGAAAAGCCACCACCAAAACACAAGCCACCAACCCCACUUGACAAGGAAGAGAAACCAUUCCCAGAACACAAGCCACCAAAGGGUAAAGGAGAGAAGCCAACACCAGAGCACAAGCCACCACAUGAUCAUCACCCUGGACACCUUCUAUUGGAGUCAUCUUCCAUUGAUGGUAAAGCUCCUCCCAAGGGAGCAAAGCCACCACCAAAACACAAGCCACCAACCUCAGUUGAAGAGGGAGAGAAGAAACCAUUCCCAGAACACAAGCCACCAAAAGGUAAAGGAGAGAAGCCACCACCUGAGCACAAGCCACCACAUGAUCAUCACCCAGAAGAUCAUAAAGACUCGCAAAGGCCACCCCGAAAGAACUUGAAGCCUUCAACUGCUGAAAAGAAGCCACCAAGUCCUUCUCACAAGCCACCCCACAAACCCCCAACUGCCAACUGAAUGCAUAGCUAAAUAUUUAGAAAUAAGAGCUACAACUUAUGUUAUCUUUAAGCUUGUAAUUCACUGUUUCAUUCGUGGAACAGCUACUACUAGUAGUGAGCUAUUUUCAUGUUGUGUACUCGUUUAUAUAGUGUUUGUUGUUAGUUGUGUUGCUUAUGGGUAUUGACAUGCAGUUAUAUAUGCUUCCUCGUACUA
This is a messenger RNA of Quercus lobata, 944 nucleotides long. Its product is annotated as early nodulin-75-like. NCBI's taxonomy places the organism in Eukaryota, Viridiplantae, Streptophyta, Magnoliopsida, Fagales, Fagaceae. The record is from RefSeq and is a predicted model, not a curated record. The coding region runs from base 15 to 749 and encodes 244 amino acids. The transcript has a single exon.